Manihot esculenta (cassava) is the source of this 1107-nucleotide messenger RNA. Its product is annotated as serine/arginine-rich splicing factor RS31. The transcript is spliced from 6 exons. Gene Ontology annotation, molecular function: RNA binding. Gene Ontology annotation, biological process: mRNA splicing, via spliceosome. The record is from RefSeq and is a predicted model, not a curated record. NCBI's taxonomy places the organism in Eukaryota, Viridiplantae, Streptophyta, Magnoliopsida, Malpighiales, Euphorbiaceae. The coding region runs from base 187 to 924 and encodes 245 amino acids. Gene Ontology annotation, cellular component: nuclear speck.
GCAGACCUCGCCAUGCAGUUUCUUAUCUUCUAAUCGGACGGCCAAGACAAGCAGCUGUAUCUUAGUCUGGUUAUAUAUAAGCACACCGCACACCUUUGCCCCCAGAAUAUUCCGUCUUCCUAGGGCUUCAUCUUGUUUCCCUAUUCAAGCGUAUAAGGUUUUAGAGGCGGCAAUUCACUUGCAACUAUGGCGCGGCCGAUUUUUGUUGGAAACUUUGAGUACGAGACUCGCCAAUCUGAGUUGGAACGUCUGUUCGGCAAGUAUGGAAGGGUGGAGCGAGUGGACAUGAAAUCUGGUUUUGCAUUCGUUUAUUUUGAGGAUGAUCGCGAUGCUGCUGAUGCUAUUCGUGGACUUGACAACACACCUUUUGGUUACGACAGACGGAGGCUUUCGGUGGAGUGGGCUAGGGGUGAACGCGGUCGGCAUCGUGAUGGGUCCAGGUCGUUGGCAAACCAGAAGCCCACUAAGACCCUUUUUGUAAUUAAUUUUGAUCCAAUUCGUACCAGGGUUGAGGACAUAAAGAGACACUUUGAAAGAUAUGGAGAGGUUCUUCAUGUUAGGAUACGGAGGAAUUUUGCAUUUGUGCAGUUUGAGACGCAGGAAGAUGCUACUAAAGCCCUUGAAUGUACACACAUGAGCAAAAUAUUGGACAGGGUGGUGUCAGUUGAGUAUGCUUUGAGGGAUGAUGGUGAGAGGGAUGACAGAGAUCAUAGUCCUAGGAGAGGAGGUUAUUAUGGGAGGUCUCCUAGUCCUGUAUAUCGCAGGAGACCAAGUCCUGACUAUGGUAGAGCUCGCAGCCCAGAGUAUGAUAGGUACAAUGGCCCAGCUUAUGAUAGACACAGAAGUCCUGAUUAUGGUAGGGCUCGAAGCCCUGGGUAUGGCAGAUAUCGCAGUCGAUCACCAGUUGGAAGAUCCAGAACAUGAAGGGAUGGGAGCAUGCUGGUUUUCUAUGUGGGAUUGUUGACUUGUCUAGUUGCAUUAGCUUUAGAUCUGUCAUGUACAGAGAGCAUGAUACUGUAGUUUGUUCUUUAUUGCUUUCAUACUAUUAAAGGCUGUUAUGACUUUAAUGGUUUUUAUCAAUGGAACCUGGUAGCACUCUUAAGGAAA